AAAAACAACAACAACAACAACAACAACAACAACAACAACAACAACAACAACAGCUGCUGCUGCUGCUGCUGCUGCUGCUGCUGCUGCUCAGCGGCGAGCAGCGCGACGGCUAACGGCCAAGCUGACUAAAGCAGACGGGCAGUGAAGACUUUUGACAACAGUUUCACAGAAGAAGCUUGUAACGUCAGUUGAAGAUGGCUGGCGGGCCUGGAAAUGAAGAUCUGUUUGACAGUAUUCUUCUGGCGGAUGAACGGUUCCGAGGGGAGGGCUACCGGGAGGGAUUUGAGAAAGGGACCCGCCGAGGACUGCAAGAUGGUCGCAGACAUGGGGCCUCUCAUGGGGCCAAGUUGUCCACCGAAAUUUCCUUCUACUAUGGGUUUGCCAUCACAUGGAAAUGUCUUCUCCAAAAUAACAAAGAUGUCAAAUCAAGAAAGCGUAUGAAAGCUCUGGAGGCUCUCCUAGGUUUGAUCCAAAAUUCUCCUCAUGAUGAUCCGAAGUCUGCAAAGCUACAGGAAGACAUGGAGAAGCUUCGAGCCAAGUUCAGACAGGUCUGCUCUAUGUUGAGCGUACCAACUGACUUCAAGGAUUACAUCAAAACCUCUGAGGGGACUUCUUUCUAAAUCUCUCCUGAUGGUGGUGAUGAGGAGGAGCUGAGCUGACCUCUGGCUCCUGCACAGAAGAGGCAAGCUGAGUUGAUGUCAGCCUCACAGGCAACAGCAAGUGACUGGUCUGCGGAGGGUUUGGACUCUGAAGCAGUGACUGUGUCAGUUUGAAGGUCAUCUUUGAGUGAAGUCUUUGCUCUCACAUUCUGAUGGGAAGGUGUCACAUGCAGAGAAGUCCACGAUCCUCAUUAAACUGGAUCAAUCUGAGGAGAUGAAUGCAGUCACCCUUUAGCCUCAGUGUGAAUCCAGCUCAGGAGAAAGACUGUUUUUCUUGUUUGACAACAACAAUGAGAGAUUUGUUUUCAAAAAAUACUUAAUAGAACAAAGACACAUAAAAUUUUGAAACCAAAUUUCAUCUUUGGUGUCUGAAGUGUCUGUAUUCUUUGAGAUUUGCCUUGAAGAUUGAAGCAACUCAUGCUACUUUUGUGUAGUGUAGAAAAUAACUAAGUACAUUUAUUGAAAUGCUCUAAGUGAACUUAUGAGGUACUUACAUACACUUCAUAAUUCAUCCUGCUACGUCUAUCAGCAGUCACAUCAUCAAACAACACCAGUGACCCCGUUCCAUUGGUAGCCAUACAUGCCCAUGCCCCUUUUUUGGUGUUGCUUAGCUCGCCAGUGCAUUCCUUGCAAUUGCUAUUUUGGCCACUCUUAAAGUUUUUGCCAACUGUCUGAUAGGUUUGUUUUGUUUUUUUGGCCUAGUGAUGUCGUUCUUGUUUUGCGUCUACACCUCUUUGGACUACAUAUUGAGAAUUCCCAUAAACAGCAACCAAAUGCACAUUCAACACUUGGAAAACUCCAAAACCUUUUAUUUGACUAAUUUUACCAUGUAAAAGUCAAUUGUCCAAUUACUUUUGAGCCUCUGGAAAUUAAGGAAUAUUUACAAAAAUGGCUGUAAUUCCUAAGCAGUUAAUGCAAAA
Xiphias gladius (swordfish) is the source of this 1579-nucleotide messenger RNA. It is a transcript of the gene lto1, whose product is annotated as LTO1 maturation factor of ABCE1. Lineage: Eukaryota; Metazoa; Chordata; Actinopteri; Istiophoriformes; Xiphiidae. The transcript has 5 exons. The record is from RefSeq and is a predicted model, not a curated record. Bases 195 to 620 code for a protein of 141 amino acids.